AUGUUCUCAUAUUCAGAUUUCUGUUCAAUUGGUACGGCCAUGAUAUUGUCGGCCACCACGUUCCUAAUGGGUGUUUUCUUCAGCAACAUGCCAUACGAUUAUCAUCUUUUAUUCAAUCCUAACGCCACUCAAGAGCAUUUCGAUUUGGCUUUGAGACACUAUCAAAUCUUACAUGAGACUCCAUUCCCGGUGAUUGUUACUUUAUGCGUUGUUGCCGGAAUUGGUUUGAUUGGUGGUACAAUCAAAGUUUUCAAGCCAAACCCUGAACUGCAGAUGUUCGAAUAUUGUUCAUUGGGGUUGUACGUUUUGGCUAUUUGUGUGUUUCUCACUAAUGUAAAAACUGGUAUUGACUGUUCCGUCAGCCAUAAGUGGGGGGAAGUUACCGAAAAUCAAGGUUUGGCAGUUAUUGCUUCCUCUAACAUAAUCUUAUUGGUUAUGUUUUCUGGUGUUAUAAUCCUACAAAUUGGUCUAUGGUACAGUAACUGGGAUUUGCAAAAACGGUUGAAGAAAUUUUAUGCUGAAGAAGAAAGGGAAGCCGCCAACGCUGGUAAAAAGGCUGAGAAAGCUGAAAGUGUGAAAAAGAAUGAAAACAAAUCUAAAGGUGCUCAGAAAAGGAAAAACGCUAAAAAAUAG
Molecule: messenger RNA, 633 nt
Organism: Saccharomyces paradoxus
Lineage: Eukaryota; Fungi; Ascomycota; Saccharomycetes; Saccharomycetales; Saccharomycetaceae
Gene: SHR3
Product: Shr3p
Exons: 1
Coding region: 1-633 (210 amino acids)
Biological process (GO): endoplasmic reticulum to Golgi vesicle-mediated transport
Cellular component (GO): endoplasmic reticulum membrane
Source: RefSeq, a predicted model, not a curated record